AGAUAGAGAAGUUAGUAACAGCAAUGGGGGGAGUUUUGCAUGCUAAAGCAUCUUUGGAUGUUAACUUUGUUAUUGUGAAAAAUGUCUUGGCUGGAAAAUACAAGUGGGCCUUGAAUACAUUAAAGAAGCCGAUUGUCACUAUUAAUUGGUUAUCUCAGUGCUGGAAUGAGCAUCGUAAUGUUCCUCAAGACUCCUUUAGGGUUCUUCCUUUUUCUGGUUUGAUGAUCUCUGUAACCAGAAUUCCAGCAGAUGAGCGAAAGGAGAUUGAAAAGCUUAUCACAGAAAAUGGUGGAAAGUAUUCUGCUGAACUUACAAAGAAGUGCACGCAUUUAAUUUCUGAUAUAUCCUUUUAUGAUUCUUAAGAUAAGCAAGGAAUUGGAAUCAUAUGUGUACUUUUCUAUGUCAGACCUGAUAACACAAGCAGACUUCAACUUAAUGAAGCAAACCUUGAAAUAUUUAUGUUUUGUGUGUGGUAUAAGAUCAUAUAUUCACUCUCCUAUAAAUCUAGACUUUUGCUCAUCAUAGCUGCAAUCUUUCCUGAAUGAUCACACCAACCCUACCUUUGACUUCUAAGAGUGUACAGAGACCUUUUCUCAUUUCUGUGUUCAGUUCUUUCCUAUUUGUUUGUGUGGUUUCUGUAAAAUGAAGUUUUUGAGCAACAUCAUCCACGCAUUCCUAAAG
Prunus avium (sweet cherry) is the source of this 681-nucleotide messenger RNA. The record is from RefSeq and is a predicted model, not a curated record. Lineage: Eukaryota; Viridiplantae; Streptophyta; Magnoliopsida; Rosales; Rosaceae.